AUGGUACCUACAGGUGUUGCAUUAAUAGAAAUAGUGGAAGAACUUAAGAAAAGCUGCAAAGUUGUAGAGAUAAUAGUUGAAUAUGUUGUUUCAACAGAAGGGGAAAGCUACAGUGUUCACUUUAGCGUGAAUUCGAGGUACUCAAUGUACGGGGAGUUUGAAUCUUUAGAGAAAGCUAUGGAUCUAAGCGAUGCAAUUGUUAUUAGGGGCCGAAAGUCUGAUUGAAUCAUGCUGCCUCACUCUACUGUGGAGUUUGCCAACAGAUUGGGCAUAAUGACAAGAGUCACGACAGAACAGCAUUGAAAAGAGAAGAGCGUAGCCAGAGGGAAAGACUGUUAA
This is a messenger RNA of Blepharisma stoltei, 339 nucleotides long. The record is from the annotation of a GenBank genome assembly. NCBI's taxonomy places the organism in Eukaryota, Ciliophora, Heterotrichea, Heterotrichida, Blepharismidae.